Molecule: messenger RNA, 1137 nt
Organism: Penicillium digitatum Pd1
Lineage: Eukaryota; Fungi; Ascomycota; Eurotiomycetes; Eurotiales; Aspergillaceae
Product: M14 family metallopeptidase
Biological process (GO): proteolysis
Molecular function (GO): metallocarboxypeptidase activity; zinc ion binding
Source: RefSeq, a predicted model, not a curated record
AUGGACAACCUCGCCGACGAGAUAUAUGCCUCUUACCCCUCCCGUCACCGUACCCACUUGAACGUCGGACCAGGAAUUGCAACCGGUGAACUGAAGACGAUAUCAAACAGCGACCUGUUCUUCCAAGAAUACCAGCCGCUCUCCGUCCUUACGCAAUGGAUGCGCUUGAUGGCAUCAAUGUUCUCCUCGCACGUACAGAUGAGCAGCGUUGGAGUCAGCUACGAGGGUCGCGAUAUCCCAGCAUUGCGACUCGGCACCUCUCCCGACACAGAAACCAAAUCGGGCCCGCGCAAGACCAUCGUCAUCGUCGGCGGUACGCACGCCAGGGAGUGGAUCAGUACCUCUACAAUAACGUACGUUGCAUACAGCCUUAUCACCCAUUUCGGCUAUUCACCCGUCGUCACACGGUUGCUGCACGAGUAUGACUGGGUCUUGAUCCCAACCCUCAAUCCGGAUGGAUACGUCUACUCAUGGGAAUCAGACCGUCUGUGGCGAAAGAACCGCCAACCAACGGGCCUUCCACUGUGCCCGGGUGUCGAUUUAGACCGCGCCUGGGACUACGAGUGGGACGGCGAGUCCACUCGCUCAAACCCGUGCUCAGAGAACUACGCCGGUGCAGAACCCUUCGAAGCAAUUGAAUCGCAGCGCCUGGCGCAGUGGGCUCUAAACGAGACGGUGCACGGCCGCGCUGAGAUUGUAGGCUUCAUCGACUUACACUCCUACUCCCAGCAAAUUCUAUAUCCUUACUCAUACUCCUGCUCGUCCGUGCCUCCCACUCUCGAGAGUCUCGAGGAGCUAGCGUUGGGCCUGGCCAAGGCAAUCCGUCAGACCUCCCAUGAAUCAUAUGACGUUACCUCUGCCUGUGAGGGGAUCCUCGCCGCUGCUGGGAUUUCCUCGGGCGGCAGUGCGUUGGAUUGGUUCUACCACAAGCUGCACGCCAAGUUCUCGUACCAGAUCAAACUCCGCGACCGCGGUAGUUACGGGUUCCUUUUACCUUCGGAGCACAUUGUUCCCACGGGCAAAGAGAUUUUCCAUGCUCUGUUGACAUUUGGCAAGUUUGUCUGGGGUGAGGAGGCAUCGGAUCUCAUCUUUGAGGACUUGAUGGGUGAUCAGAUACCUCUGGCUGGGAGCCUGUAG